Oncorhynchus keta (chum salmon) is the source of this 1950-nucleotide messenger RNA. RefSeq names its product dematin actin binding protein (gene dmtn). The coding region runs from base 204 to 1340 and encodes 378 amino acids. Lineage: Eukaryota; Metazoa; Chordata; Actinopteri; Salmoniformes; Salmonidae. The transcript is spliced from 16 exons. The record is from RefSeq and is a predicted model, not a curated record. Gene Ontology annotation, cellular component: plasma membrane; actin cytoskeleton. Gene Ontology annotation, molecular function: actin filament binding. Gene Ontology annotation, biological process: lamellipodium assembly; actin filament bundle assembly; cytoskeleton organization.
CAUCCUCCCUUCCUCCACUGUCCUCCGUGUCUAGGAGCGCCGUUAAACCGAAAGCCUCUCGCCCAUGGCACACGACUGAUGGGAUUCUGGCAUGCUUGAUCUGUUCCCAUCAUUAUAGUUCGUGUUAUUUUGUUGAUGACGGCGGAUCGAUCGGUUUGAUUGUCAGCCAUCUGGUUUAAACCACAGGAGAGAUUUUCACCAUCAUGCAGAAGGUGGAGGGACGGCCAGCCCCGGGCAGCAUAUCCUCCUCCUUGCGGGGUCCAAGUGCUCCUGGCUCACCCAGCAUCAUGGCCCGUGUGAAUGACGAAGUGGUGGAGUACAGGGAUCUUGCUGCUCUGCCCAGAGAUAAAAGUAUUCUACAGGUGGAGAGACCAGAUUUGAUGACCUACCAACCCCACCUCACCUUCUCACCGCUAGACGCGCCGCGUACGCCCCGUAGAGAGAGAUCCCUCUCUCCUUCCUCCAUCUCUCCUCCUCCCUCUCCUGAGCUGAAGGAGUAUAGAGAGGGGGGAGGGUCUCCAGGAGGCUCCACAUUGCAGCUCCGAAAGACAGCCACCCCUGUACAGCAACACUUCCACACGCCAGAUAAUGGUGCCAACAUCUACAAGAAGCUGCCAAAUUUUAAACAGGAGGUCAGCAAGCACCACGUGAUGGCCAGCAUCAUCCAGUCGUCUAUGUUCCCAGCAGCUCAGAAACCAGACCCCAACCUGCCCUCAAAGAUAGAAACAGAGUACUGGCCUUGUCCUCCUUCACUGGCUACUAUGGAGAUCGAGUGGAGGAGGAAGAAGGAGGAAGAGGAAGAGGGGAAGGAUGAAUUUGAAGACCUGACUGAUGACGCCAAGACACUGCAGGAGCAGGAGCUCCACAAGAUCAAGUCUAACCUGGGCAGGCUGAUCCUGAAGGAGGAGAAGGAGGAGAAGGAGAAGGCUCUACUUGGCAUUGGACGCAGGAAGACUCAGUCACUGCCAGACAGAACGCACAUGCACACCAGUUCCUCCUUGAAGUCCUCCUCCCGCUCAGGUCUGACCAGGAUGCAGUCAGCAGAGUUCGCUAUAGAGGGGGAUCAGGGCAGAGCAGAGAAUGGAGAGGCACCGCGGGAAAGGAUGGACAGAGGAAACUCACUGCCAAGUAUGCUGGAACAGACGAUCUACCCAUAUGAAAUGCUCAUAGUCACCCAUAGAGGGCGCCGCAAGCUUCCGCCGGGCGUGGACCGUACCAGGCUGGAGAGACACCUUUCUCCUGAGGACUUUGAGCGUCUGUUCGGAAUGCCCAUUGCUGAGUUCGACCGCCUGUCGCUAUGGAAACGAAAUAAUCUGAAGAAAAACGUUCAACUUUUCUAGCAGGAAGUGACCUUAUCCGUCAGACAGGAAACAGGAACCGCUACACUGCCUAACGAAGAAUACCACACAACACCAAACUAUCACUCCCUAACUAUCCAUAUCACAUACUAACUUAUCCUAUAUCAUAUCGUACACAUAUUCUUCUAUCUGUAUGUUCCUUCGUAUCCUUUAGUCGCCACUAGCUUUACUAUAGAGCAUCAGUAUAGAGACAAGCCUGACCCUAACAUUUGAGAAUCUCCUAGUAUCUACUGCCUCCCUACCCCCAUACACACACACAAUACAGGAAAUAUUAUUUUCAUGAUAAAUCCAUGUACAUUAUCAGAGAUCUUGUAAAUGUGGCUAAUGAUUGAUCGAUUGGGAUCUUUGUCUUCUGUAACGUAUUAGUUCUUAAUUCAUGUUAAUGUGUUACCCAAGAUUGAGGUUGACCAAGAGAGAUUAUAUCUCUUAGUCUCGCAAAACAGUAGAGCAAUCUUUUUUCCCUGUGGAACAUCAGAAAUGACUAACAUUCCAAUCCCACAUCGAACCAAGGACCAGACCCAUACCCCCUACCUCCCAACCCUACAGUGUAUAUGCAGAGUUUAGAAAAUGAAUAAAAUAUGAAUAAAAUAAA